CAACAAAAGGCCAAGACAAACCAAACCCCCAAUUGCAAAAUUCAACCUCUAUCUUCCGCUCUCUCACUUUCUCUCUCUUCCCUCCAACCCUCAAAAAAACCAGAUCUAAACCCACCCUCCUCACACGAAUCGGCGAAUAGCAAUGGCCUCGGCUCGCGAAGAGAACGUGUACAUGGCCAAGCUGGCUGAGCAAGCCGAGCGCUACGAGGAGAUGGUGGAGUUCAUGGAAAAAGUCUCCGCAUCCGUCGAGAACGAGGAGCUCACCGUCGAAGAACGGAACCUUCUCUCCGUUGCCUACAAAAACGUGAUCGGAGCUCGUCGUGCUUCGUGGCGGAUCAUUUCCUCCAUCGAGCAAAAGGAGGAGAGCCGCGGCAACGAGGAACAUGUCUCCGUUAUCCGUGAUUACCGAUCCAAGAUCGAGACUGAGCUAUCCAACAUCUGUGACGGUAUUCUUAAGCUCCUUGACUCCCGCCUCAUCCCCUCCGCCACCUCCGGUGACUCUAAGGUCUUUUACCUUAAGAUGAAGGGAGACUACCACCGAUACCUCGCCGAGUUCAAGACCGGCGCCGAGCGCAAGGAGGCUGCUGAAAGUACACUUACCGCUUACAAAGCCGCUCAGGAUAUUGCUAACGCUGAGCUGGCUCCCACUCAUCCAAUUCGCCUAGGGUUGGCUCUGAACUUCUCCGUGUUCUACUACGAGAUUCUGAACUCACCUGACCGUGCCUGUAAUCUUGCUAAACAGGCUUUUGACGAAGCAAUUGCUGAGUUGGACACCCUGGGCGAGGAGUCUUAUAAGGACAGCACUUUGAUCAUGCAACUUCUCCGUGAUAACCUUACUCUGUGGACCUCAGACAUGCAGGAUGAUGGGGCAGAUGAAAUUAAAGAAGCCGCCCCCAAGCCUAGCGAGGAUCAGCAGUGAGCGUGUAGUUCUCUGCAAAAUUAGGGUUCAACUUCUCCUCUAUAUGUUUUUAAUAGGAGAAGGCUCUCUCAUUAUCUGAUUUCGGGUGUUAUUCUGAGAUUUUAGGCAUAUUCUUGUCUUUUGUCACUGAAUGAUUGACACACUUGAGUCUUUAUUUUUCUUUUUCUUUUUUUUUCCUUUAUUAGUUUGUUCUAUCAGUUUGUGUUUCUUACUGCGCUUAUUGCUUGAUUGAAGAUAUUGAAAGCUGUUUAUCCUGUUGGGCGUAUCAACCUUUGAUA
This is a messenger RNA of Humulus lupulus (European hop), 1197 nucleotides long. Its product is annotated as 14-3-3-like protein. Bases 143 to 919 code for a protein of 258 amino acids. The transcript is spliced from 4 exons. The record is from RefSeq and is a predicted model, not a curated record. Gene Ontology annotation, biological process: signal transduction. NCBI's taxonomy places the organism in Eukaryota, Viridiplantae, Streptophyta, Magnoliopsida, Rosales, Cannabaceae. Gene Ontology annotation, cellular component: cytoplasm.